AUGGACCUGACGGAGGCUUUCGCGCCGGGAGGUGGCGGCGAGGAUCUGCCGAAGACAGAUUUUUUCGAUUUUGUGGUGUCGCCGCCGCCGCAUUGCGCCUCGGCUGAUGGCGUCGUUUCCGAUGAGGAAAGCUUUCUACACCGCGGUACCAGCGGCUGUCGCACUAUGGGCGGCUACCUUCCACAGACUCAUGAGGACCACGAGAGUUCGCACGGCGGUUCACCUUUCAUUAAAGAAACCAAUAAUAAUACACUGACAGCGCUACCGCCUGUCUCGACUAUCACCGGUUCGUUAAGCCAUCACCAUCAGCAUCAUCAUGCGCAUCACCAAGUGCGUUCGCAGCAUGGAAAUGUUCAGACCGGCGAUACUGCUAUGGAUCAGUCCGAGUGCGAUUAUUGGGGCCAGGAGGACGAGAGCAAGGAGCAGACGUGCAACAUCUUAUUGGAGGACCUCAAUAAGUAUUGUUGGUCUUCAAACGCACAUACCAACGACAGCGUCAUUCAUCCGGCGGCGGGUGGUCCCAAUGAUCACCAUCAGGCCGUGAGUUCGGGCCGCGCGAGUUGCACUGCCAACGACCGACAAAACACGGACGGUGCCAUUUACACUCUGACCGUGCUAAACAACGAGGCAAACUCGAUGGACGCGUUGGACUGUUGCAAGAGUCCAGCACCCGCGUCCGGAGACUCUUGGUCCUUACGGCCUAACCUUGAUCUAGAUGCCAUUCUAAGCAUGGAACCGACCUCCGGCGAGCAAGAUCACGACCAAGCCAGCGGCGAGGUACCCAGAAGCGUUAAUGAGAGGUUUCACGGCGCGGAUGGUCGCGGAUUCACUGUGCCCUCGUCGCAAUACGCUACGGACGACAGCGGAUUCGUCGAGAGCAAAGAAUUAUGCGCGCGAGCAUCCUCGGCUAACUGCUCCGGCGAUAACAAUAACGACUGGAAACUGUCAGAUCAAAAUCUACAGGAGGUUGCGGCCGCCGCUGCUGCCGCGGUUGUUGUUGGUGGGGAUUCUGCCGAAAGUCUCCUGAGAAGCGCUCUUCAGGGGAAACUGUAUACCGGAUCGGCCCAGUCAGUUUCCUCGUCUUCGCCAUCCUCACAGGCGUCCACCAUCUCGAUGCCGGUUUCAGGAACUGCGGGUCUAAUGGUGUCCGAUCAACAACAACAGCAGCAGCAACAACAGCAGCAGCAGCAGCAACAGCAACAAGAAGACUCCAUGCAGGCUUGCACUGAUGAGGAUCUGCUGCUCUCACAGCUGGAUCAGACGACCUAUCGACCGGGUGAUUAUGAGAAGCUGAAGAGCAUCGCGAAUGAGGUAGUUGAGUCGUACUGCAGUCUUGAGCCGGUGUGUAACGUGUCGGCGACCACUACAGUGAUGUACACUUUGGAUCCAGCAAGCGGAAGUUUGGGUACUAUCACGUUACCGGCCGAUUUGGGUCAGGUAAGUACCGUGACGGUAGUCACGGCCGCUCAGCAAGACGUUCUGCAGCAACAAUCUGCUCAGCGAACCGAUGUGGAUCAGCAGCAGCAGCAGCAGCAGCAGCAGCAGCAGCAGCAACAGCCACAAUCGGGUCAGCUGCAGCUGACUUCCGGCCGGGUGGGCGUCACCUCCAAGCCGCCGAAGAAAUACGUCAGGCGCGCCAAUCGCAACAGCAAUAACGCCAACGGCGCUAGUAACGGUAGCACCGGAACGGAAGCCAGCAAUACAAGUCAGCAACAGACCGGCGGUUCAGGCGGCUCGCCCGGUAGCGUUCAGCGCAAGGAACGCUCUCUGCAUUAUUGCAGCAUCUGCAGCAAGGGCUUCAAAGACAAAUACAGCGUAAACGUGCACAUCCGGACGCAUACCGGCGAGAAGCCAUUUGCUUGUUCGCUUUGCGGCAAAAGCUUCCGUCAAAAGGCCCAUCUAGCUAAGCACUAUCAGACCCAUGUAGCCCAGAAGCCCACCAGUAUCCAGCAAACCGCUUCCGGAAAUAGCGUUAGCGGUGGAAACAACGGAAAUACCAGUCCAACGGCGGAGACUAACGCGACCUCUGUGUCCCCCGCAAUCACCAGCAGGGCCCAGAUCGCCGUGGAUCCCACAGGAACCGCCUGUAGUCCUCCCAGUUAG
Molecule: messenger RNA, 2103 nt
Organism: Pogonomyrmex barbatus (red harvester ant)
Lineage: Eukaryota; Metazoa; Arthropoda; Insecta; Hymenoptera; Formicidae
Biological process (GO): regulation of immune system process; negative regulation of transcription by RNA polymerase II; regulation of cytokine production
Cellular component (GO): nucleoplasm
Molecular function (GO): DNA-binding transcription repressor activity, RNA polymerase II-specific; RNA polymerase II cis-regulatory region sequence-specific DNA binding
Source: RefSeq, a predicted model, not a curated record